AUGAUUCCUCGCUCACUUCGCGCUUCGUCUCGUCUUUCUGCUCGCCGUCUCGCUCUUCCCGCGUCCUCUUCAUCAUCCGUCGCAGCACGAUGGUCUCGGUAUUACGCCACACCCUCGAACGACUCUAAACCACCACAAGAGAACAAAGACGAGCAGCCGAAGGAGAACAAGCAGCCAGAGGAGAAAGGCAAGGGGAAGGAGGCAGAGUCCAAGCCGUCAGAGGAGAAAUCCGAUCUGAGCGGCAUCGAGAGUUUCUUCAAACGGUACCACCAGCAGUCGAAGGGCCAGGAAAAUGACCAGAAGAAUGCUCCACCACCACCCCCUCCAGGUGGCAACAACAACAACAAUAAUAACCAGCAGCUCGCAUUAUACGUCGCUGGCUCCGUAAUCGCCUACUACCUCCUCUUCAAUCCCUCUUCAAAUAGCACUCGCGAGAUCACCUGGCAGGAGUUCCGCACCUCGCUCUUGGAGAAGGGUCUCGUCGAGAAGCUGACUGUCGUCAACAACCAGAGAGUGCGCGUUAAGCUCCACCCGAAUGUUGCUGCACAGGCCUUCAACCUUCCACAAUCCGGCGAGUACUACUUUUCAAUAGGCAGCGUAGAGGCCUUCGAGCGUAAGCUCGAGGACGCUCAGCGCGAGCUCGGUAUUCCCUCACACGAUCGCAUACCUGUUUCCUACCACGAUGAGGUCUCCGUCGGCCGCACUCUCUUCAGCUUCGCUCCCACCAUUCUUUUCCUCGCCGGCAUGAUCUGGCUCUCUCGUCGCGCAGGUGGCGCCGGAGGUGGUGGCGGUGGCAUCUUCAAUGUCGGAAAGAGCAAGGCCAAGCUUUUCAACAAGGACGCAGCCGUGAAGACAAGGUUCGCGGAUGUGGCAGGUAUGGACGAGGCCAAGGAGGAGAUCAUGGAGUUCGUCAGUUUCCUCAAGGAUCCAACACGGUACGAGAAACUUGGUGCCAAAAUCCCUCGUGGCGCCAUCCUCUCUGGUCCUCCUGGUACCGGUAAGACCCUCCUCGCAAAGGCCACCGCAGGCGAGGCCAAUGUCCCCUUCUUCUCUAUCUCCGGUUCCGAAUUCGUCGAGAUGUUCGUCGGUGUCGGCGCCUCCCGUGUCCGUGACCUCUUCGCCACAGCCAAGAAGCACGCACCCGCUAUCGUCUUCAUUGACGAGAUUGAUGCCAUCGGUCGCUCGAGGAAGGGUGGUAAGGCGAGCGGCGGCGGGAAUGACGAGCGCGAGUCGACUCUCAAUCAGCUGCUCGUCGAGAUGGAUGGUUUCGGGACGGAUCAGCACAUUGUUGUGCUUGCUGGUACCAACAGACCUGACGUCCUCGACGAUGCCCUUCUUCGUCCUGGUCGUUUCGACAGGCAUAUCGCCGUCGACCGACCAGACCUGAGCGGACGUCGCGAUAUUUUCAAGGUGCAUCUCAAGCCUAUCGUCCUCGCCAACACGCUCCCUCCACUCGACGAGUUCGCACAGAAGAUGGCCGUCCUCACCUCUGGCUUCUCCGGUGCGGACAUCGCGAACAUCUGUAACGAGGCUGCGCUGCACGCUGCGAGGCAUAACGCCGAGGCCGUCGACGAGAAGAACUUCCAGUACGCUAUUGAGCGUGUGAUCGUCGGUUUGGAGCGCAAGUCGAGGGUGUUGAGUCCGGAGGAGAAGAAGACGGUGGCGUAUCAUGAGGCUGGACAUGCCAUCUGUGGAUGGUUCCUUGAGCAUGCCGAUCCUCUGCUCAAGGUCAGCAUCAUCCCAAGAGGUGUUGGUGCUUUGGGUUACGCUCGGUACCUUUCAACCGACCGCUACCUCCUGUCUGCGCCACAAAUGCUCGACCGGAUGUGCAUGACGCUCGGUGGACGUGUCUCCGAGGAGAUAUUUUUCGGGACAGAGAACGUGACGAGCGGUGCGCAGGAUGACUUGCAGAAGAUCACCCGGCUGGCAUUCGAGGCAUGCGCGAACUGGGGCAUGAACGAUAAGAUUGGUCCGGUCAGUUAUGGUGGGACGAAGGGGACGACGGAGGGGUGGAAUAAGCCUUUCAGUGAGAGGACGGCGGAGACGUUGGACACCGAGGUUCGCAAGAUGAUCACUGAUGCGCACAAGCGGACGACGGAGCUGUUGACGAAGCACCGCGAGGACGUGGUCAAGGUCGCCGAACUUUUGCUCGAGAAGGAGAACAUCACCCGUGAGGACAUGCUCAGACUUCUCGGCAAACGUCCCCUUGGCAAGGGCGACGACAUGGACAAGUGGCUCGACGAACAGGAAAGGAAGGGAGGAGGUGAGGUCAGCGCGCCGCCGCCGCUCGAGCCUGGCGAGACGGACACGGGUCCUUCGCCGCAGCCUGAGCUCGCUACUACGAGAGUCGCGGAGCGGACAUUGCAUCUGUAG
Stereum hirsutum FP-91666 SS1 is the source of this 2373-nucleotide messenger RNA. RefSeq names its product ATP-dependent metallopeptidase Hfl. Gene Ontology annotation, molecular function: ATP binding; ATP hydrolysis activity; metalloendopeptidase activity. The transcript has 4 exons. Bases 1 to 2373 code for a protein of 790 amino acids. Lineage: Eukaryota; Fungi; Basidiomycota; Agaricomycetes; Russulales; Stereaceae. The record is from RefSeq and is a predicted model, not a curated record. Gene Ontology annotation, cellular component: m-AAA complex; membrane. Gene Ontology annotation, biological process: mitochondrial protein processing; protein-containing complex assembly.